Papilio machaon (common yellow swallowtail) is the source of this 528-nucleotide messenger RNA. It is a transcript of the gene bcn92, whose product is annotated as LYR motif-containing protein 4. The transcript has 3 exons. Bases 76 to 342 code for a protein of 88 amino acids. Gene Ontology annotation, cellular component: L-cysteine desulfurase complex; mitochondrion. The record is from RefSeq and is a predicted model, not a curated record. Gene Ontology annotation, biological process: iron-sulfur cluster assembly. NCBI's taxonomy places the organism in Eukaryota, Metazoa, Arthropoda, Insecta, Lepidoptera, Papilionidae.
ACAAUUGACAUUUGCUAUUUGAUAUUGAUAACGUAUCUACGAUAUAUAAACAUUGGCCUGUAAAUAGUAUUUAAAAUGGUAUCAAAUAUUUCAAGAACUCAUAUUCUAGCUAUUUACAAGUCUUUGCUAAGAGAAUCUCAAAAAUUUACUAAUUAUAACUUCAGAUUAUACGCACUACGAAGAGUAAGAGAUGGUUUCAAAGAGCACAAAUCACUUCAAGAUCAUAAAUUAAUAAAAAAAGAAUACGACUUUGCAAAAGAUAACUUGGAGAUCAUCAAACGCCAGGUUAUUAUUGGAGAAAUGUAUAAGACGGACAAGCUUGUCAUUGAAAAUCAACAGUAGAGAAAACAUGGAAAACAUGGAAGGGAAAAUAAUUAAUCAUCUUAUAGCAUCGUCACACUAGAAAUUGAAAAACAAGUACAAUUUAAUAUACAUAAGAAGUAAUGCAAAUAUUUCAUUUAUGCUGUUUUCCUAAGUAAAGUUACAUUUAUAAACUUGUAAGUAAAUAUGAGUGAUGUAUGUAUCCAU